AAGGCGGCCGCUUUUUGGAACGACAUGUAAACAUGAGUCCAAGAUGUCUGCGCCCUUGUUGUCAAUAUCGAGUAGCGAAGAAGAGGAAAUUACGGCCAGACCUCCUUCAAAACUCCGUAAAAAGGAUUAUAAACAAUGCUAUAUGCAUCUCACGUCCAUAAAGAAAGAAGAAACAAAGGAUUUUACACGCACACGAUGGGAUACAUUCAGAAAUAGCGUCAAACGGUGGCUUGGUUUGCAGGGUGAGAAUCAGACAAUAGCAGAAACAUACAAACAUUGUAUAGAAAUCGAGUUUGAAAAUGUUCCCGAAGACGCUGGGUUUCAUUCCACUUGCUACAGGCGUUUCAUUGACAAAAAGCGCUUGGAUGCGGCAGAGAAACGUGUCACACAGCAUCCUGAAGUUCAAGAUGCUCACAAAGACCAGUCUGUGUCAUCGAGUAGUAGUACCUCAAUAACUGAAUGUCCGACAAAAAAACUUAGGUCCAGGACGGGCCUGCCAGUAGCUUGUGCAGGUCCUGUGCUUCCUGCCUUGUGCAUCAUUUGUAAGAAAACGGACAAGUACAUUACUGUGGCAGGCAAACGCCAGAAGGACCAUCUUUCACAGGCAGAAACAUUGUCAGCAGGUGGGCCAGUUGCUGAAAGCUGCUGAGAUGAAAGAAGACACUAGCAUUCUUGUGCAUAUGCAAGACAAAGACUGUGUGUCUCUGGAGGUGCGAUACCACAAGUCCAGUUACAGACAGUACACCAGGUUCUUGACAAAGUCUACUGCAACAGUUACUGGGACCUCAGAAGAACAGUGAGUUAUUAUAUUGCAUUAUCAAAUGAUAAUUAA
Messenger RNA from Sinocyclocheilus anshuiensis, 832 nucleotides. RefSeq lists its product as uncharacterized. Bases 44 to 649 code for a protein of 201 amino acids. The record is from RefSeq and is a predicted model, not a curated record. The transcript is spliced from 2 exons. NCBI's taxonomy places the organism in Eukaryota, Metazoa, Chordata, Actinopteri, Cypriniformes, Cyprinidae.